UACAUCCACAGAGCUUUCACAGCAUCCAACACUCCACGGAGCAGUCAGGAGAGACGGAUCACGAAGAGCAGGACGUCCACGCAUACUAUCUGUCUACACGAUCCUGCUUCCUAAUCAGUUUUCACUCUGAGUAAGGAUCUCACCUUCCCAGGAAGAUGAUGGCGGCUGCGCAGGUGUCGGCCCUGAGCCUGACAACAUCCUCUGUGGACACAGAGGACUAUAGCAUUUAUGCUAACAUGUCUGAGGACCAGCUCCUGCAGAUAGCUAUCGAGCGAAGUAUAGCUGAUGCUAAUGCUCAACAAAACUAUUCUCGCAGACCAAGACUGACGCCACAGUGUUCACAUCUCCCACGGUCUCAGAGCAUCCCUCCUCCUGCAAACCCACCAUCUAAUGCAUCUGCUAACCCACCGGCUAAUCCAUCAGCUAACCCACCACUCAGGCUGUCAGCUAGUAUCAGCCAAGAUGCUCCAUACCAGGACAACCAUGAAAUGAUUGCAUGGAAAAGAUACAGUGAAUGUCUACGGGUUACUAUCGAAUUGGUCAAAGAUUUAGACCCUUUUCUAGCAGCGAUUUGGAAAGGUGAUGCUAAGACUCUAAGUGUGCUAAUAAAAACCAAAUCCAGAAACCUUUUGGAAGCUAAUCAGGAGGGUUGGCUCCCCCUGCACGAGUCUGCUUACUACGGCCAUGUUGACUGUCUAAAGAUUUUGCUAAGUGCCGAACCAGAGACGAUUAACAGAUGCACCCCAAAGAACCAAACUCCACUUCUACUGGCCACGAGUCGGCGACAUUCAGCCUGUGUCUGUUAUCUGUUGGAGAAGGGUGCUGAUCCCAACCUGGCAAACAACCAGAGGGAGACUCCACUGUACAAAGCUUGUGAAAAGGGAGCUGAAGAAAUUGUCGGCCUUCUAUUAAGGCAUGGAGCAUUCGCAACCAAGUCAACUCUGCAAGGUGUAACCCCACUGCAUGAAGCAGUGGCAUGCAAAAAUGUGGAGAUAUGCAAGAUGCUACUUCAAGCAAAGGCAAAGCUGAUGGCUAAAAACAUUUAUGGCAUAGAUCCGCUAUUUACAGCAGCUCAGUGUGGUUUUGCAGAAGUUCUUAGCUUCCUGCUCAUGAAAGGUGCGGACAUCAACACUCGGGCUAACGAUGGUGCCUCAGCCUUGUUUGAAGCCUCUAAAAAUGGCCACAGUGCAGUCGUGGAGAUUCUCUUGUCCAGAAAGGCGGAUGCUAACAAAUCUAACAAAGCUGGACUAUUUCCUAUUCAUGUUGCUGCUAAAAAUGGACAUGAUGGAAUUAUUGCGAUGCUAAUACCAAGAACUAGCAGGGACAAAAUAGAGCGCUGUGGCAUCAAUCCUCUUCAUAUGGCCGCAGAGUGCAACAGAGACAAUGUUCUUGAGAUGCUGAUAGAUGCCGGUUUUAAUGUCAACUCCAUGAUGUCAGAGGAUUGGUCCAAAAUGUAUGAGGAUCAUCGCAGCACCGCGCUCUACUUUGCCGUGUCCAACAGUAAUGUAUAUGCAGCCACAAUGCUCCUGGAGGCUGGAGCCAACACAAACCUGGACACCUUCAAUCCUCUACUUGUUGCUCUGAGGAAGAACUGCAUGGAAAUGGUUGAGCUUCUGGUCAACUAUGGUGCGAAUAUUAACUCCAUUCUCCAAACUCACCCCACUGACUUCCCAGCUGCUUUGAUUUUUUGCUUGAAUUACUUGCCAAUGUUUAAGUACCUCAUGGAUAAUGGAUGUGAUGCCCUAUCGUGUUUUAAGUGCAAAUAUGGCAGCCAUCCUCACCCACCCAUAAAAUCCAGCAGAGACGGAAGAGACAGGCUAUAUUACAUCAGCGAAGAAAAUUCAGAAAGCGUACAGUUCUGUGAGGUGAUCUCCAGGCCAUCAGUCUCCAGUUGGGCUGGACCCAUCAUUGACAUACUUCUAGACUACGUGGGCCAUGUGAACCUCUGUUCCAGACUUACUGGACAUCUGGACAGUUACAGUGAAUGGGCUGAAAUCAAAGACAAAGCAACACCUCCUCGUCCAUUGAUGCAGCUCUGCAGAGUAAAGAUUCGUCAGCAGCUGGGAAACCAGAGACUAAGACAGAUGAACAAUCUUCCUUUGCCUGGGAGGCUUAUCAAGUUCUUACGGCAUGAGAGAGAAUAAUUUAUUAUUAUCCUGUAAAAGGUUGGAUUUUAAAUGUGAAAGAUAGGAUGGGUGAUGCCGUGGCUUUGCAAAAGAUAAUAUAAAGAAAUAUCUAGAAAGCUCCUCAAAGCUAUUAAAGAUGUGUAAAUUCCCAUUUUAAGUUUAUGCUAAGUUGUGAGUUUGAUUUUAUUACUGAUUUUAUUUUAUUUUUUUCUGUGUGUGUAGUCAAACCAGCUGUUGUUUUAGGUAACUGACUUAUAUGUUUACGUUAAACAUUUUUACUGAUAGGGUUUAAAUCUCUUUACAUUUUAUUCAAUCAAAUUCUGAUUCAAUUUUUUAAAAAUGCACAGCAAACAGUUUGUUGUAAGUUGGUUUUGUCACGUAUGAGGGUCUGGGUGAAGCUGGGUGAUUGUGAGUGGGGAAGUGAGAGAUUGUACUGGGUAUUGUAGUCUGUGGCGGCCAUAUUUGUAGACUGCUGUGCUUUCUGGAUUGUUGAGUCUGUGAGAGGUUGUGAUCUGACGGAGCCCUUAAAGGGCUCACUCUGGGAGCCUUACCCUUACUAGGUCUACCCCCCUGGUUGAGGACCAGGGAAGUGUGGGUGGUUGGUGUGAAAUUCUUGAUGGAGGUUCAGCUCUAGGAUAUCUUGUGCGGUUACCCAGCAUUGUUCCUCUGGACCAUAACCCUUCCAUUCUUUGAGAUAUUCCAGUCAGCUGUUCCUGUGAUGUGAAUUUAAGGCUUUCACCAGAUAGGUUGGCUGGCCUUCGAUGUUGAGGGGAGCCGGAGGGGUUGUGGCUGGAAAAUCGAAAGCUCAAGGCCCUUGUAUAGCUGGCUUUAGGCAUGACACAUGGAAGGAUGGAGAGAUACGCCAGUGUUAUGGUAAGUCUAACCUGUACAUGACGUCAUUGAUUCAUCUUCUGAUUUGCCAAUACAUUUGUGGUUGAGUUUUUUGCAUUGAUGUGGGUGGCAUAGGUCGUGUGUGGGGAGCCAUACUUAGUCCCCGGUUUGGUAAUCGGGGUUGGGUCCUCUGUGUUUGUCAGCUUGUUCCUUAUUAUUCUGUGAGGUCUGCUCCAGUCGUUGAUGGGUGUUUUCCUCAAAUGUGCCCACUCCUUUGAAACCAUUCAUCUACUGCCAGUGAAUCUGUUGGGUUGGAGUUCCAAGUAAAUAAUUGGGGUUGGUAGCCUAGGAUGCACUGGAAAGGAAUGAGUUGGGUGGCAGAAUAACUUAAAGAAUUUUGGGUGUAUUUCGCCCAUGGUAAGAACAGUUCUCUGGGUUGUUAGCACAAAAUGUCCGCAAGAACCGGCCUACGUCUUGGUUGACUCAUUCUAUUUCACUCAUUUUGACUCAUUCUAUUGACUCAUUCUAUGACAGUCCAUUGGCUUGAGGAUGGUAACCUGAAGUUAGACUCUGUCACCCCCAAUUUCUCCAUAAAACUAGCCCACACUCUUGAGGUGAAUUGAGGGCCUCGGACAUUCACUAUAUCCUCUGAGAUCCCAAAGUAAUGGCAGAUGUGGUAAAACAAUAGUUCUGCAGGAGUAUAAUUGGGGAGUGGUGUUGAGAUUUCAUUGAUACCAGCCUCAUUUUAUUGAUACCGGUGUCAAUUAAAUCCAUGAACCCCACGCUGCUGUCACACAGACACAGAAUGCAGUGAUCGCUUCUUAGUUAAAUUCUGACAAAAAGCAGAGUGUGUAUAUAUACAGAAAGAAGAGGAAGGGUGGGGAUCUGAGAGUUGAAACAUUGCUUGCCUAUGAACAGAAAGCUUAUCGUGCCCAAACAAAAACAACAGGGACAGAAACGUCUGAGUAAUUAGAUAAGAAGAUGUAGUCGUUGGGGAAGCAGGGUGAUAAAAGCACUCAUACUCAAGACGCAUAUAGGUGAGGGAAACAACACCAUAUAUGUGCAUUCCUUCUUCUACACAGGCUAUCAUGGGGAACAAAGAAAGAGAGAAGAGAAAGAGCAUGCUGAAGUUACGUGAAACUUCUCUUUGCCUUCUUAGGUCUCAACAGGACCCGCACAUGCUGGCUGCACCUGCCCCAAGUCAUCUGUUUCCUUAAACAACAGUCACCUCUAUGGUCACGCAUUUACAAAGGGUCGUGACAACACAAAGCAGAGUGUUGGGAAGGCAUGUCCUAUUCGGCUACUAAUACAUAACUGUGUAUCGAGAAGUGGACAAUGCAUCAGAAGAGGGACAUAAGGCACUGUAUAAAACAAGGCAGAAACAGUCAAGACUGAAUGUAGGAGCCAAUAACCCAUCUGCGGCAGAGCGACAAUAACCAGGAAAACAAUGAGUCAUCAGCAGGCGGUGGAACAAUUAUGGCUUCCCUCGUGUUUAAUAUAAGCGACGCUUCGUGAAUUGUCAGGGAUAUAGAAACAGCACGAGCUGUUGAGCAUCUUACAAAUGCCACCCUACUUUAUUUUGCACUUCAACUUUGAAAAAGGGCAUUUAGUUCAUCAUUAAUCAGUGUGAGUGGUUCCUGUGUCAUUGGUCAAGGAUAGCAACAUGUAAGUAAGUCCAUUAAUGUCCACUAAUUCAAAUCUGGAACCUCCCAAAAACAUACCAUCCUACAAUGGCGCUUGGAGUCGUCCAAGGGUCAGCGAGGCUAUAUCCCUGGAAAUGCUGAGGUGUGUUUCGUCUAAGUCUAAUCAGUUUGGUCAAUUAACUGGCCCCAGUAUGGAAUGGAUCAUAUUUUUCCAAUGGGGAGGAAACAUGAACUGAAACAGAGGGCACCACAAAGGCAAGAUAGCAACAUCCGGUCCAAUUCAAAUGUCUAGGUAUGAGGAUGUAAGCAUGUUUACCACAGACCCAAAGAACUGUGUGGGUGAAAGCUAGACCGCUAAAGGGACAUCUACCUUUGGCUGGGGUAAAGCCAUGCUAGGAAAAAAAACUUGUCAUUUAUGCUACAUGAGGCAGCAUUCAAGUCUGCAUACAAGGUGACAUUGAUGUAGACUUUACACAAGGAAUGGCCUAACAUCAGACUCAACAUGCACAAAUGCAUGCGUCUCCAAACUUCUCUGGAACAUUAAAAACCUGGGUGGUAUUCAGAAUGACAGUAGGGUUAGGGGAACACUUUCACCAGGCAAACCCCUACAUUUCUUAUAGACAGUAUGUUCAGUUGCGCUGUUAAGACAGCAUCCACGCAUUGCGUUCAAGAUUUCUACAGUGUUGGAGCCCAUGGUAUCAUUGUAGUCUUUUAGGUUGUUGUGAUAAUAUGAAGACAUUUGCAAGAGCCAGACAAUAUCUACAGGAAUCAUGUAAGAUGAAGAGAUCUUGUUGGCCUCGGCAGUAGCACCAUUGUCUAAGGGAAAAAGAGGACCAAUGGUGUGAGCCAAGGUGAUGACUCAACCAACACGAGUCAUAGUGUACAUCAAAAGAGACUGAGCUAUUUCUAAAGAGAAUGAACAUGCCAAAUUACCACCUCAUGUCUGUAUUGGGAUGAAUGCGCUGACACAGACCGUGACUGCACUAAUUACAGAGACAAGAAUUGGGAUCCCUUCUAGAUAGGCCAUUACUAGAAGUCAACUUCUCUGUCUCUCUGAUAGGGUCACAAUGGCUACAAUUAGGACUGUGCCCAAAUACACGACAGAACCAGUGUCUAUGGCGGAUUUGCAUUUCAGGCAUAGAGAGCGCUAAUUCAACAAGUUAAGCAAUUCAUAUGCGUUUUCAGGAGCAGAGGUCAAUUGAUGACGAGUGUGGGUGUUAAACAGUUGUAGCAAAGGAGUAAAGCUUUGGCGGAUUAGAAGGUAUAGUUCAUGUGUGUAUCUCAAAUACAAAAUAAUGCUAUAUGUAUAUGUGUUAAGGUGAGAGGAGAAGAGGUCCCAUAAGGGCUACUUGAUAGCAGUAUUGUCUCUUGUCAUGGAUGGACAGAGCUUGAUACGGCAGGCGUGGAUCCACUGGGGUUGUGAAUCCGUGAGGAUCGCAGUAUGGGUAACGCCACCACGCAUGUAGGAGGGCUGAAGGCUGCUUCCCCAACCUUUCCUGGAUUCAGACUUUUGACGAGAACUGCGCCACCCGGAAGUAAAAGGUUCCCCUUGUGUCACCAAAACAGCUCUGACUCGUCGAGGCAUGGACUCCACAAGACCUCUAGCACCAAGGCGUUAGCAGCAGGUCCUGUAAAUUGCGAGGUGGGCCUCCAUGGAUCAGACGCUCGAUCAGAUUGAGAUCUGGGGAAUUUGGAGGCCAAGUCAACACCUUGAGCUCUUUGUCAUGUUCCUCGGACCAUUCCUGAACAAUUUUUGCAGUGGGUCAGGGAGCCACUGCCAUUAGGGAAUACUGUUGCCAUGAAGAGGUGUACUUGGUCUGCAGCAGUGUUUAGUACCUUCAGUUCCUGCAGUUCCGCUUCACAUUCUGGCCCAGCUAUCUCUUGAGGGGAAUCUGAGCCCUGAGGCUGGCAUGCAGCACUCCUGAGAUCAUGUGGACCCUGUUGAAAUGUCCUAUAAACAGACUGGGGACACAGGGACGAUUUUGGCAGAGGACUCGAGCAGCAAAAAGUGAAACACAGCAUUUCUGACUUUAACUUUUAAUUUAAAAAAAAACUGACGGAAAACUAAACUUUCAGAAGAA
Messenger RNA from Ictalurus punctatus (channel catfish), 6681 nucleotides. RefSeq names its product ankyrin repeat and SOCS box protein 2. Gene Ontology annotation, molecular function: protein binding. NCBI's taxonomy places the organism in Eukaryota, Metazoa, Chordata, Actinopteri, Siluriformes, Ictaluridae. The transcript has 12 exons. The record is from RefSeq and is a predicted model, not a curated record. Gene Ontology annotation, biological process: intracellular signal transduction. The coding region runs from base 156 to 2144 and encodes 662 amino acids.